Messenger RNA from Argiope bruennichi, 642 nucleotides. RefSeq names its product PI-actitoxin-Axm2b-like. Lineage: Eukaryota; Metazoa; Arthropoda; Arachnida; Araneae; Araneidae. The transcript has 3 exons. The record is from RefSeq and is a predicted model, not a curated record. The coding region runs from base 98 to 397 and encodes 99 amino acids. Gene Ontology annotation, molecular function: serine-type endopeptidase inhibitor activity.
CGGAAGUACAGAAUUUUUGAAAUUGCAGUUAUUCGUUGAUUUAUCAUAGAGCAGUUCAGCUUUCCUUUGGGUCUACCUCAAAUUUCAACUCUAAAAUAUGUUUCGAACAAAAGUACUUCUAUGUGUAGUUCUGAUUUCAAUGACUCUUGCAAGCUUUGUCGGGGCGCAAGACAAUAGUAUAUGUUACCUUCCGCCGGAAACCGGCCCCUGCAGAGGCCUUUUCUUCCGUUAUUAUUACGAUGACAGUAAUGGAAGAUGUGAACUGUUUAGAUAUGGUGGAUGCCGAGGCAACGCCAACAAUUUUAGAAGCAGGGAAGAAUGUGAAGAUACGUGCGUAGAUUCAAGUAAUUCAUCAGGAUCGUCAGACGACUAUGGUUCAGAUGGAUCUUUCAUAUAGAAUUAAAAGAAUCAAAUCGAACAAAGAACGGAAAAAGUUGUCUUUUUUAAAAUUAUAAUAUGUUCACUAUUAAAAAUAUGAAUUUCAGCAUAUGAGAGUACGACUUUGAAUACAAAAGCUUGAUGAAUGGCGGAUUUUUGGAAUGUUUAUUAUAUUAUAUUAUGAUAUGUUUUGCAAUGUUAUGAUAUUUUGUUACUUUUACAUAUGUUUAAAAAAUUGUUGAAAUAAAUUUGUUGAGCAGUUUU